Messenger RNA from Camelina sativa (false flax), 1613 nucleotides. The record is from RefSeq and is a predicted model, not a curated record. Lineage: Eukaryota; Viridiplantae; Streptophyta; Magnoliopsida; Brassicales; Brassicaceae.
ACUCACUCACUCUUUUGUACUUCACUCUAGAACGUCACGCCAAUCAUGAUUCUCAAAAAAAAGAGAGCCCUUGAAUCUCUUCUCCUUCUCGUCUCAUCCUCAAUUCUUCUGUCUCUGUAACCUUGCAGCCUAUUCUGGAGAAAACCCAUUAGUCCUUUGUUAUGUUCAAUUGAGAUAAAGAGUAAUGGAUUACCAGUCACAGGAAAUGAUUCCAACACUUAAUGCUGAGAAUGAAUGUAUGGAAAUAAAAGAGGAGCUUGACGAAGGAACUCAAGGACCAGUACAAAGUCUGACUCAACCGAUUCAAACAAUCUUUGAUUCUAAUCAAAACUUAAAAGCUGAAGUUUGGAAAGAGUUUGUAUCAGUAGGAGUAGGGGAAGAUGGCAAAAAAAGGGGUCGUUGCAUCCAUUGUAGUAGGAGUUAUAUAAUAGAAAAGCUUUAUGGAACUUCACAUUUGAGGCGUCACUUACUACAUUGCUCAAAGAGGCCUGAAAGUAAAAGAGGAGGCAAUGAUAAACAGGUCAGACGCAAACAUAAAUCUACUGACGUGAAGAGAGCCUUAGUUCCCAAAUCCUUCGGCAACAGAGAAGAAGUGAGCAACAAUGUCUCGACAAAGAGGCAACGUAUUUUUACAUCAGAGGGCAAGACACGCUCGGCGAUGCUGCUUGGUCUGGAUAUUCUUGAUUGCCCCAUUUGCUUCCAUGCAUUGACUGUUCCUAUCUUUCAGUGUGAGAAUGGGCAUGUGGCUUGCUCCUCUUGCUGUUCUAAACUGAGGUAUAAGUGCCCUACAUGUGAGUUACGUGUUGGCCACAAACGCUGCAGUGUAAUGGAGAGUGUUCUAGAAUCAGUCUUUGUCCCAUGCCGAAACGCUAAGUUUGGAUGCACCGAAAAUGUAUCUUAUGGUAAAGAAUCAACUCAUGAAAAGGACUGCAGUUUCUCUCAAUGUGCCUGCCCUGCAUUGGACUGCAAUCACACCGGAUCAUACAAUGACAUCUACCCUCACUUUUUUAAUAACCACUGUCACGAAUCCAAUUCUCUGUCCUUUGUUUGCGGUGGUUCAGUUGAUGUUGAGAUGAACAUAGCUUCGGAGAAAAUUAUAGUACUUUGCGAAUCUGAGAAGAGUCUAUUGUUUGCAGUGCAGUGUUUCAAUGAGCUGCAUGGUGUGUAUGUGACUAUUAGAUGCAUUGCACCAUCUACUCUGGAACUAGGGAAGCUUGCAUAUUAUCUCUACUACUCAAUGGAUGGGCACACUCUUACUUAUAAGUCACCAGAAGUGAAGAUGGUUCUUAAAGUGAGCUCUGAAACCCCUCAAGACAAUUUCAUGUUUGUCCCUCACUCUUUGUUGCAUGGUGAAUCGUUGAAGAUAAAGGUUAGCAUUGGACUUAAGGUUCGUGUGGGCUCAUCAUAGUCUCUCUCUCUCUAAGUUCUUUUGUUUUUGUCUAUUGGAGAUCUAUCAUAGUACAAAACCGCAUUUGUACUAUGUAUGUUCUGAUGAAUCUAAACUAAAAGCAGAUGUAGACGUUUAUAUUUGGCUUGGCUGGUUUCUCGGUUCACUACUUCACCGUUGAGAUACUAGAUUUCAGAAAACUCGCAAUGUAGCAAUUGAUCUAGCA